AUGGCCACUUCUGCUACAACCGCGGCGGUCACAGCUGCUGCUGCUCCGACGGAAACUACGACGGAAACUACAACAAAACCUAGCACGGUAAAAGUGUUGGUCGUACUUUCUUCCCACGAGCACUUGGGAAAUACGGGAAAGAAAACGGGAUGGUAUCUUCCCGAAUUCGCGCACCCAUACUACGUGCUUGAGCCAUACGCUACUUUUACAAUCGCAUCACCGAGGGGUGGUCCAUCGCCACUUGAUCCUAGCUCUGUUGAAGCAUUCAAGAAUGACCCGAUUUCGCAAAAGUUUCUGGCCGAAAAGGAGGAACUCUGGACAAGGACGGAAAUGCUGUUCAAGUUUUUAGGAAAGGCAAAUUUAUUUGACGCUCUUUUCUACGUUGGUGGACACGGACCCAUGUUCGAUCUCGCCAUCGAUGCGACAUCCCAGGCCUUGAUCAAGGAAUUUUACGAAAAAGGCAAGAUCGUCAGUGCCGUCUGCCACGGCCCAGCCGCUUUUGUAAACGUAAAGCUCAUAGACGGCGAGCACCUUCUCCAAGACCAACCUGUCACUGGAUUUUCCAAUUACGAAGAAGAGGUAGUUGGUUUAACCAAGGCUAUGCCGUUCUUGCUUGAGGACGCUUUGGAUAAGGCUAGCCGCAGGAAGUUCGAAAAAGCAGAAGAGCCUUGGGCUCCACAUGUUGCUGUUGGAAGGGGCGGAAGGCUCAUUACCGGGCAAAAUCCGGCUUCUGCGACACCGCUUGGGGAGGAAUUAUUGAAGCAGUUGGGAAUUAGCACCUAA
Orbilia oligospora ATCC 24927 is the source of this 783-nucleotide messenger RNA. RefSeq lists its product as uncharacterized. The record is from RefSeq and is a predicted model, not a curated record. Gene Ontology annotation, molecular function: glyoxalase III activity. NCBI's taxonomy places the organism in Eukaryota, Fungi, Ascomycota, Orbiliomycetes, Orbiliales, Orbiliaceae. The coding region runs from base 1 to 783 and encodes 260 amino acids. The transcript is spliced from 7 exons.